Molecule: messenger RNA, 4828 nt
Organism: Cryptotermes secundus
Lineage: Eukaryota; Metazoa; Arthropoda; Insecta; Blattodea; Kalotermitidae
Product: protein O-mannosyl-transferase TMTC1-like
Exons: 16
Coding region: 993-3587 (864 amino acids)
Biological process (GO): protein O-linked glycosylation via mannose
Molecular function (GO): protein binding; mannosyltransferase activity
Source: RefSeq, a predicted model, not a curated record
CUAUAAGCGGGAGGACUGAGUUGUGCCGUAUCACAGUCGAGCGAACGUUUGCAUCAGGUUCGGAACUGCCAACAGAAGCAGCAAGUGUUGACGUCGUCAGCCUCCACUCAACGUUGUUACCGACAUGAAUUGCCACUGUCUUGAAAGUAGAGUGUAGUGUGUUCACAGCCUCACGUUCCACAAAUAACGCGCCGAGACUAGCUGUUACUUCACAUUUCGCUAUCAGAACAUCUCAUUCCAUGGAUUUUCCUCCCACAAAUAUAAUAGUGUGAAGUAUUAAUUGUCAUUCAAGUGUUUAUGCGCGUGACGUAAGGCACCUCAUUCAUGUUUCAGAAUAUUAACUACAUAUACGUAAGAAAUGUAUAUCUGUAUGCUGAGUCCAUAACGUCGUUGUAACUAUAGUUGUGGUCCGAAAAUCCAGUCAGUCAUUUUCUAACAUUAACAUACAAUAUGCGUUUCGAAGGUAGUUUUAAGAUGGUACAAAAAUAUGAUAAUUUAUUACAGUUUAUAAUAUAGAUAUUUAUUUAUUUCAGUAAUUGUCGUUUCUGUGAACACUCUUUCAAAUUAGUAUUUGGUUAUACAGGGUAUUGUCAACCGCCAGCGAAACUUAAAUAAAUUAUAGGUUUCUCACAAUAGUGAGAAUUACGUGGGCCAAUCAGAAUUUAAGAAAGGUAAUUACUAUAGAAGUUAAAAUUAUAACGUAUUACGAUAUUCAUAUUUUAGAAAAUGGUAUUAUUCUCAUGUAUGAGUUGGAAAACGCAUGUUAAAUUUUCAUUACUUUUAACCUCAAAGUAAUUCGUAAAUGAAUUCGUGUGAGAUAUUCUAGUUGAAAAUAGUCGCAUGUAAAGUUGGGAGUAACGUAUUUUGAAAACAGAAGUGUGACGGCGCUUGUAAAACGGUCCCGGAAAUAGUGUGCCUACCCGUAAUUAGUUGUGCCUGUAAGUUGCGUGUGUGUUGAUGAGGAUUCAGCGGCUCCCCUUUGUGUUACCGCUAUGAGGCUCGCCGGAGAGUCAGUAUCUUCACCUGGUAGCUCCCGCUAUAGUCGAUCACCACGUGGACUCACCAAGGCUCCCCUCGCCCGGUCGACUAGGCCCCGUGACGGUAAGAUAGGUCACAGUAAUAGCGGCAGGGUGUACGGCGUCGUGGGAGUCGUGGCGCUCAGCUGCUACCUGAACGGUCUGACGGGAGAAUUCGUCCACGAUGACAUCCCCGCAGUCACGCAGAACAAGGAUGUGUUGGGACUCAGCCCCCUGAGCCAUGUGUUUCGUAAUGACUUCUGGGGCACAGCCAUGAGUGACGUGAACAGCCACAAGUCUUACCGGCCACUCACCACGCUCACCUUCAGAGCCAACUACCAGGUGUCGGGGCUGCAGCCACUAUGGUUCCACGUGUGCAACGUGCUUCUUCACGCGGCCGCAUCAUUGCUCUUCACGCGCGUGUGUCUGGCAGUCGCCGGACUUCAGCCAAAUUUCGCCGGGGCGGCAGGCGUCCUCUUCGCGGCGCAUCCUAUACAUACAGAGGCGGUGACGGGGAUAGUUGGGAGAGCUGACAUCUUAGCCUCUGUCUUCUUCUUACUCUCCUUUCUGGUAUAUCACGGGCACAAUGGUGGGACUGGUUCCAUCUCUGUGUGGAUGAGUGCUCUGCUGGGAGGCCUAUCCAUGCUGGCAAAGGAGACUGGUAUCACCGUAAUGCUGGUCAAUCUGACCUAUGACCUCUACAGAUCUUGGCACUUCAUCAAAAGGAGCCUUAUAGAGGUCAGGUGGAAUGAGGAGACCUUACACUUCUCCAGAAGGGCCGCUAAGGUUCUCAUGUCGUUGAGCCUGCUCUUGGUGUUUCGACUGGCGUUGCUUCAAGGAUCGCUGCCAAAAUUCUCGAACCAGGACAAUCCAGCGGCCUUUCAUCCAUGUCGACAUGUCAGGUUCCUCACAUUCUGCUACCUGGCAGCCUUCAACUGUUGGCUGCUGCUGUGUCCCGCUACACUCAGCCACGACUGGCAAAUGGGCUCCGUGCCCCUCCUCACCUCUCUCUCAGACUCACGGAACAUCGCUACUUGUCUGUUCUUCGGUUGCUGUUUCCUUGUAGCCUACAGGGGCAUCGCAGACUUCGAGCAACAGAAACAUCCGCCCUUGCUGCUCGGGACGCUGUUCCUGGUGCUGCCUUUCCUACCUGCAGCGAACCUCGUGGUCACUGUGGGCUUCGUAGUGGCGGAGAGGGUCCUGUAUAUCCCCAGUGACGUAGAUCGCUGUGACUANGUGUUCCUCCGCCAGAGGUCUCUGCUGCUGUGUGCGGGCAUCUUGCUGCUCCUCGUCUUCUGCGGGCGGACUGUGGCCAGGAACAGGGACUGGGCGUCCAGGCAGGCCCUCAUCAGAGCUGGCCUGAAGGCGCUUCCUCAUAACGCCAAACUGCAUUACAACUUCGCCAACUUCCUGAGGGACACGGGACAGCUGGAUCUGGCCACUAGACACUACAGGGAGGCACUUAGACUGUGGCCCACUUACGCAAGUGCCCACAACAACCUGGGAACUCUGAUGAGUGGAACUGACGAGGCGGAGAGCCACUUCCUAGCCGCCAUCCGGUACUCUCCUAACCACGUGAAUGCGCACUACAACCUGGGACAAGUGUACCGAAAAGUGAACCGCAGCGAGGAGGCUGCUCGUAUGUUGGAGCGCUGUGUACGUCUCGACGCUGCGUACACGCCAGCCUACCUCCUACUGGCGAGGCUGUACCAGGGUCAAGAGGGACGGGGCCCUGCUGUAGGGCGUCUCCUCCGUCACGUAGCCCGCCUGCAGCCCAACAGCCCAGACCAUCUGGCGGAGCUAGCCGCCUGGCUUCAUGAGCAAGGUCGUUACUGGGAAGCACUGAAUUACUACCAGAAGGCCCUGGCGUUUUCAGCGGUUCAUCGUCCGUCAUUAUUGGGAGCAGCUAGGAUACUCAGAGCCAAGGGUCAGUGGCCAAGAAUCCACCAGCUUACGAUAAGGUUUCACAUAAUGUCGCGUCAUGACCGGUUUGGAGUUCUACGCUCUGGCGAUUUAUACCUUCGGAGUUGGGAGCUCGAGAGAGAAUCCUCACACAGGAACCUAGGACUCUCAGACAGUUCGUCGGACCAACAAGAGGACCAGCAAAUACAUCAGAAACAUCAACACGACUUAAGACAUUCAAGUGAAAACACUCUUUGUACGAACAGAAACAAUAUCCUACGUGACGCUGGGGAUGACCAUUCUGUUCAGCGGCUGCUAAGAAGGAAAUCUCUCAGACGAAAACCAAGGCCGUGGCGUAAGCCAGCCGUGAACCGGAGUCUGGCCCUUCGUCCCGGUUCAGUGCCGGCCCCAAGCUGUUCAGUGCCCGGCUACAGUAGUCGCUUCCUUGGGAUGGACCGAAGUACCGGCACAACUGCCUUUAACCAGGGUUAUCACAACUGUUGGACACCUCAGCCGACGCCACUCUUGCAUGGAGAUGCAGCUUUAGCUCUUCAUGUCGAACCACCAACUACGGUACCCAUAGCAGGGGAACGGGACAUGUUCUGUUUGGGCAGUAUUUCUGAGGCAAGUACAGAAGAUGACUUCUCCCCAGAACUGAUGACUGGAUGACGAACUUCCCAGCGAAAGCGUCAGCAGUCUCAAUAAUGCUUUUUUCAUAAUGGAGUGAACUGGAAUUGAUAUUUAUAAAAUUAAACAUUUUUAAUAUUAUAUUUAAAAUUAAAAAAAAUGUGAAAGUGAUUUUAAGGUUGUGAAUCAUGUGAAAUUAUUCCUUUAUUCUAUAGGUUAAUAAUGAAGUUCAUUGUCUAUGAAACUUUCUAAAAAAUUAUCAGCAAAAUAGAAUAUGGAUUUAGUUGGGUGACGUUGGAAAAGACACAGUUUAGUAUGUAUUCUUUCUUAUUGGUAGCGAUUUGAUGCUUAGUGAACGAUUUUAAUUUGUAGUGUUGUAUUAUAAAAAUCGCAAGUGAUAUGUCGUGACGAGCGUGCAGAAGCUCAGUUACGCUCAUUGGAAACUUUUUUAUUGGAUUUUAUGCCUGAAAUAAAUUAAGGAAAAGUGUGAAUGUUUUAUAUACGUGCAAGAGCUACUGGAACGCAGAACGUCUGACUAAAUUAAUUUUACAUAUUUUUAUUUUUAUCCAUUGCCAAAAAUAGUUUUUAAAUUGAUAUAAGUAUGAUUAAAAUUGGUUAAUGAAUAUACUAGGCCCUUUUCCUGGCACGUGAACUUUGGCGAAAUUUAUAUAAUUCAGAUAUAAAAUAGACUUAUGGCGAAAUUCAUGUACAAAUGAAUUUAGUAUUUAUAUUCGUAAUGGAUCAUGUACAGUAUGUGUGAAUCAGUGAAGGAUAGAACACGACAUCCAUUACAAAAGUAAUGAUACAAUUGAGUUGCACAGAAAUUGAUAUAUAAUAUCAGGUUUUAUACUGAACUACAAAAAAAACAAUAAUCUUGUUGCAUUAUUUUGAAUUUGUAAUUGAGUAUAACAGCAUUUCUUUCAACUUUAGAAAAAAUACUAUGGAAGUUUCUCCUAUGCAUUAAGUCUGCACAUAGUUUCAAGCACUUUUGUCAGAAUGAAUGAAAAGUGAGAUUUCAAAUACAAAGUAUUUUGUCAUGGUGAGUAUUUUAAGCAUGGAAAUUAAAAACAUUUGGCUAGGAAUAUAAUCGAACAUGUAAAGCUAUCAUUUGACAGAAAUGGAAGCACUUUUUUAAAAGCUUUAAUUUCGAGUACAAAAUAUUCUUGCAAUUUUAAUGGCUUUUUGACUUGUCAUUGAUCAGGUAAGAAUGAACAACCACUGCACUAAUUGCACUUUAUUAAUUGCAAAGAUUUCACUGAUGGGAUGACAAUAAAGUAAUUAAA